Penicillium angulare is the source of this 7062-nucleotide messenger RNA. RefSeq names its product putative THO complex component (Rlr1). Gene Ontology annotation, cellular component: THO complex part of transcription export complex. The transcript is spliced from 2 exons. The coding region runs from base 1 to 7062 and encodes 2353 amino acids. The record is from RefSeq and is a predicted model, not a curated record. Lineage: Eukaryota; Fungi; Ascomycota; Eurotiomycetes; Eurotiales; Aspergillaceae. Gene Ontology annotation, molecular function: mRNA binding. Gene Ontology annotation, biological process: mRNA processing; mRNA export from nucleus.
AUGGCGCCUGGGCAGGGAGGAAAGAGAAAGCGCAACGAGCGCACCUGGUCCAGCGAUUCUGUGAACAACGAAGGUCCGCGACCGUCGCCCCAUCGCCCAGGUACUCUCAACAUGGCAGGACACGGUAGACACCAAUCGAGUCCAUCUCGAGACCAACACGAUGGGCGCGACCGAUAUCGCCGACAGUCGAAUCGCGGAGGCGGUCCUCGAAACGAUUCCCGCCGCCGGUCUCACGAUAACCAAAAUUUUUCGAGUUCCCAGCAAAGAGAACAAAGCGCGAUGUCUCCUCCGCCACCAGCCCAGCCCAAGGAUGCGCCAGAGCCUUCGCAGACAAAUGGUGAGUCUGCGGUCGCUCAGCCAACUCCCUCUUCGGCACCCAACACUCUCGUCUCAAACGCACCACCGCGACCUUCCUCCCAAGCUGGACCUGAUACUGUUGUCAGUCGCCCCGCCAGGCCACCCCCUCCCUAUGACUACGAGUACGUUACAGAUACUAUCGUGAAAGAGUGGUCGUCGAAUGGAAAGGGUAAGGUUGUCGAGGUAGGACAUGCGGCUCGAUCGCAGCAGGAUUUGCCACGCCUAGCAUCGAUUUACCAGGAGCUCAUUCGAUCUGCGAUUUAUGACCGCCUCCCUCCGUUCGAGGCCGGUUCUACAGUUAAGGAUAUUAUCGGAGAUGAAGUUGCAUCGGAUGAUGUCAAAAUGGGAGGUGAAGAACGCAAAUUCUCGACUUUGGAAUUUGACUCGCGCUCUUUGUUUCUGGACACGCUCUCCGUUUUCACAGACGCCGACACAUCCAAUCCUGCUCUAAGACCGCUUGUGUAUGCAACCUCGAUACCAUCCUCUCUUAUGCGUCUUCAGCUUGAUACUCCUCUACUACAGUCGCUGGGUCUGGUUCGGGAGACAUUUGCACGCAUGGGAAUUCGCAAACAGACCAACCUGCUUUACCGACAAUCAAACUACAAUUUGCUGCGCGAGGAAUCUGAAGGAUACUCGAAGCUUCUCACAGAGCUGUUCACAACAAGUAACAAUGAACCGCCAACGGGUGAAGUUGUUCAAGAUACAUUUGAAAGAGUGAAGGCGAUGGUCGGAGCCUUCGAUAUGGAUGUGGGCCGCGUACUGGACGUGACAUUGGACGUAUUCGCGGCUGUCUUGGUAAAGCAGUAUCGCUUUUUUGUGAAAUUGCUCCGCGCCAGCUCGUGGUGGCCCAAGGAAGAUCCGCUCUACGCAGUUGAAGGAAUUCGUUGUGCUUCUGGCUUACCCAACUGGGCGCUUCCCGGAUCGCCAGUAUGGGUCACAACGGAAGAGGAACGUACGAACAUCAUGAAAUCUAAUGAGCAGCGCGACCGAGACUUCUGGGAUCGUGUGCGCCAAGUCGGAGUGCAAGCCUUCUUCGAAAUAGGUCGCAAGCCACUCUCCCACCAAGACAAGGAACAAGUUCUCCCGGAAGCGAACAGCCUCCCCGAAGAGCAAGACGCACUCAAGCAGUGGAUCGAAGAGACGGGAACACUGCCUCCUAAAGGCAAUCGAGUUGCUGCACAACUUCUUGGUUUCAAGCUGCGUUUCUAUUCCUCAAAUGCACGAACAAAAUCUGAUACCCUGCCCCAUAAUCUGAUAUUCCUCGCUGCCCUUCUCAUCAAGAUUGGAUUUAUUUCCCUUCGCGAUCUCUAUGCUCACCUUUGGAGAUCCGAUGAAUCUAUGGAUGCGUUGAAAUCAGAGAAGAUGACAGAGAAAGCAGAGAGGGAGAAGGCUGCGCGACCAGGAGGUGGAAUAAAUGCUCUCAUGAUGGCUGGUGCUCUAUCAGACGACACACUUCCCCCAUCUCGUAUCCGAGAAUCUGAGACUCGAAUGGCCACUCCAUCGAAGGAUCAGGACGCCGACAAACAGUCAACAAAAACGGAGAAUGAUCUUCCAGAGCCAUCAGACCAAAAGGUCAUGCUCUUGAAGAGCCUUUUAGCUAUUGGCGCUAUCCCGGAGGCUCUUUUCGUUAUGAGCAAAUUCCCUUGGCUUAUGGAUGGCUACCCCGAACUGCCUGAAUUCAUUCAUCGAAUCAUCCACCACUGCCUAAGCAAGGUCUAUACCCCUCUCCGUCCUCUAGCCUCCGUUGAAGGUUUCCCUGGGGAGCAACAAAUCUUAAGUACAGACCAGGCAGGUGUGGUUAAAGGCAAGCUUCGACUCAUCCAACCUACCCCGCGGCGCGUCCUGCGUUGGGCUCAGCUGGACAAACAAGAUGCCACAAAUGAUGGUACUGACUAUCGCUUUUACUGGGACGACUGGUCUGACAACGUUCCGAUCUGUCAGUCUGUUGAUGACGUGUUCGCCCUUUGCUCCUCAUUCCUCAACCUUUCCGGACAUAAGAUUGGACAAGAUGCCAGUCUUUUGACGAAGCUUGCGCGUAUCGGCAAGGCCAGCUUGUCUGAAGAUGACUCGGAUGGAAAUAGAGCACGUUGGCUGGAUUUGUGCAAGCGCCUCCUUUUGCCUUCCGUUAGCUUAACGAAGGCCAACCCUGGUGUCGUGAAUGAGAUAUUUGACCUCAUUAGCUUCUUUCCUCGCAGCGUCCGAUACAAUAUGUACGCCGAGUGGUACUCUGGUCAAACUUCUAGAUUGCCUGAUAUCAAAGAUGCAUUUGAUCAGGCAAAGGCUGAAACCAAGGAUGUACUCAAAAGGUUGAGCAAAACAAAUGUCAAGCCCAUGGCCCGAUCCCUGGCUAAGAUUGCAUAUGCCAAUCCUGGAAUCGUUAUCAACGUGGCUGUUAGUCAGAUCGAGUCGUAUGAGAAUCUCAUCGAAGUCGUCGUUGAGUGUGCUCGUUAUUUCACAAACCUGGGCUAUGAUAUCUUGACCUGGUCGCUCAUCAACUCUCUGGGUCAAAAGGGCAGAAGCCGUGUCCAAGAGGGUGGUUUGCUCACAAGUCGUUGGUUAAACGCCCUCUCAACUUUUGCUGGUCGAACCUUCAAGCGAUAUUCUGUCAUGGACCCAGCUCCUCUGUUACAGUAUGUCGUAGAGCAGCUGCGUCAUAACAAUUCCACCGACUUGAUUGUCUUGGAGCAAUUGAUUACUUCGAUGGCUGGUAUUAUUUCCGACAACAGUCUCAAUGACAACCAAAUUCAUGCCAUGGCUGGUGGAGAGUUACUUCAGGCGCAGACAAUUCUGCAACUUCUGGAUAAACGGCAUGAAUCUAAGAACACAUCUAGGCGGCUUAUAAAGUCAUUGACCCAUACUCGUCUCGCUGGACAGCUCCUGGUUGCUAUCGCUCAAGAACGCCUGACGUGCGUGUUCAAAGAAUCCUCGUCCGAGCUCAAAUUGCUUGGAAAUAUCUUUGACGAGAUUCACCGCAUUCUCACUCAGUACCUUGAACUACUACGCAGCAAUUUGUCUAUAGAAGAGUUUGAUUCCUUUGUCCCCGACUUCGCCUCCUUAAUCAAAGAAUUUGGUAUCCAGCCGGAGGUCGCCUUCUGGAUUCGACGCCCUAGCGUUUCUCGAAAAAUGGCCGACGUUGAACGUGCUAAACAAGAGGCAGAAUCAUUGAACAAAGAUAAGCAGCCCUCUGACGAUGUGAAAAUGGACAACGGCGAUGAAGGAGAAGCCGUGGCCGAGUCCAAUGAAAAUGUAGCCGAAUCAAGCAUGGACAUUGACAAGGACGAAAACGGCAUUCCUAUUGAAGGUGCUUCUCCUGAACCACUGACGUCGAAUGCUGUCAUGCAAGAGUUGAUCGACAAUGUCAAAUCUGUUUUGCCGUCUGAGAUCUGGGAAGUUGUGGGAGCACAUUUCUAUACAACUUUCUGGCAACUUUCUCCCUACGAUGUGCACGUUCCUGGGAGGUCUUAUGAAGAUGAGAUUGAUCGCUUGAAGCGCCGCAUUGUGGCAAUCAAUAACGAUAGAUCUGAUCUCAGCAUGGCUGGCACGAGACGCAAAGAACAAGAGAAGAAACAUAUCACCCAGCUUCAGGAUCGGAUUUUAGACGAGAAUAAGAAUCACUUGAAGGCCUAUGACCAAACCCGAAGAAGAUUACUCCAAGAGAAGGAUAGCUGGUUCACUACCACGCCUCACCAUCACGAUGUUCUGAAUGUUGCUUUACUCGAACAAUGCUUCAUUCCUCGCUUGCUCUUGUCUCCCACUGACGCCUUUUUCUCUUUCAAACUACUGAAGUUCUUACACAGCUCUGGAGCACCGAAAUUUCGGACUAUGGGGCUAAUUGACCAUUUAUUUCGCGAGCAGAGAUUGACUGCAUUGAUUUUCCUUUGUACCUCAAAGGAAGCAGACAAUCUGGGCCGGUUUUUGAACGAGGUCCUGCGUGAUUUGGGCCGCUGGCAUGCCGAUAAAGCAGUUUACGAAAGAGAGGCAUAUGGCUCCAAGCGAGACCUUCCUGGAUUUGCCAUAAACAUCCCUUCUGAUCAUUUCUUGAAUUUCGUUGAGUUUGGGCGUCUAUUGUACAAGUGGCACGAAUGGCUCACCAAGGUACUCAAGACCUGUCUUACUGGGGGCGAAUACAUGCAUAUUCGUAAUGCCAUCAGUGUUCUCAAGGCUAUUGUUCAACAUUACCCGGCUGUCAACGUCAUGGGUAAGCAGAUGUUGACCUGCGUGACCGACCUAAGCAAGAACGAUGAGAGAGACGAUGUUAAGAUUCCUGCCGCUUCGCUUAUCGGAGAUCUCAACCGACGAGAAAAACAAUGGAUGCUUCCUCAACAGUUCACCACUCUGAAGGUCGAUCAAAGAAAGCCCCCAGCUGGUUCCCAACCUCUUGACGGCCAAACACAAUCUUCGGGCCCAACAAACCUGAAUGCAACAGCCCCCGAAUUCAGUCCUCCGGCUCAAGAUUCGACUUCUACGAAACGGGAUGCUACUGGCAAACUGGAAGUGGAAGAUGGCGAGAUUGAAGAUGCGAAGAUGAUGGACACUGGUUCUGCACCUGACGCGGGAGAUGCGACUCAACAAUCUGGACCUCAAUUUGGGGCCUCCCAAGAAUCAGCAAAUACGUCUACUGUUAUGGACACCAGCGUAGACUCUCCUUCCAUUGACCAGCCUUCAUCAGAACAACGUGUUCAAGCAGACCAGCCGACAAGAUCGCAGUCAGGCUCUCGAGCUCCCGAUUCAGGCCGUCCAGCCGACAUCCCGAAGCGCCCAGAGCCUGAACGGAUCAAUCCUCGCGAGCAAGCACGCCGCCCCCGCAUAAGCGAGGGUAGAUUGCCUGCACGUCCCGAUGUGUUGGACGAUCGACGAGACAGGCAUCCCGACUUCAACCCGCGAACUCGCCAUGGAGGACCAGAUCAUAGCCGUCCAUUCGAUGGGCCUCCCGGUGAUAUUCGAGGUCACGGACGACCUUCAGAUCGUGAUCGUGAAUUCCCAAUGAGACCCCUUCCAGAUGAUCCGAUGCGUGGGCCGCCGCCGUAUCGUGAGGGCCGUCUGCCACGGGAACCAGAAUGGCCGAUGGAUCGAUCUGGCCGUAUGCGGACCACGGAUUCGUUCCAUGGCCGUGAACCUCCUGCUCGGCCCGAGCUGAUGCCUGAGUUUCCGGAUCGCCCUACCGAUGGUCCGCGUCGUGGUGAACCCAUUCGACCAGAAAAGGAUGAUCGACGCCCAUAUCCACCGCGUGGACCAUCGCCUCCACGGUCUGAAUUGCCUAAUCGCCCCGAGCGGUUCCCCAACGAGCGUCGCUCUGGUAACUUUGGUCCAGGUCCACAGCCCCCUCGUCAUGAUGAUCUUCCUAGAGGUCCUCGAAGUGAUCGUGUUGGCGGUGACUCAAGAGAGCCACCAAAACCACCAGUUGGCCCAGAAGCGGAUCACGGUCGACUGCAGCCACCAAAUGAAAUUCCAUCGGGACCCCGCAACAGAAGAGGAAAUGGCCGUAAUGUCUCGGGCGCCCUGCCUACUCCUCCCAGCAUGCCCAACAAUAAAAUGUCCACACCCGAGCGCCCAGCCCCGUCGGGUUCCAGGCGUCAAAGUGGACGUCCUGAUCAGCCUCCUGCCGCUCCACCACCGUCUUCUGAGCAACCUCAACAACCUCAAACAGCCGGUAUCCACCCUGACCGGCUCAAGGUCUUGCAGGACUCAGUGCCGCCUCCACAGCACCCACCCAACACCGCGGUGGUCCCGCCUUCUGGUCCACGUGCUGGGGUAAAUCCCCCUUCGGGAUCUCGCGGGUCUGGCAAUGACCGUGGACGCAGUGAUAAACGAUUCGCUGGCAUUAACAACGUGCUUACACAGGGAGGCCCCACUGCUGAGCGUGGAAAUGCCACACCCCCAUCUCGUGGAAGAGGUUCAAACCGCCAAUCGAAUGCUCCGAAUGCUUCUCCUCAGAUCCCAAAUCGCCCUGCGCCAGUGCCAACCGGUCCUGAAGAUGACAGUAAUUCCCGCGCGCGGGCUGGUGGCCGAGGCGGCGAUCUGAUUGACGAUGCUGCUCCCGAUGCACGUGGUUCAGGUCGUAACAAUGAUCGCGAUCGUGAUGGUCACCGUGAUCGUCGCGGUGAUGAUUCUGGCAAUAGCAAUAGCAACCGUCGUGGAGACCGACGCGAUCGUGACCGUGCUCGCCGAAGUGAUGUUGGCCCUGCUGGAGUUGGUGGUCGUGAUGACAAGGAUCGUGACCGUGACCGACCUACUGAAUCUCGUGAAUCUCAACGUCGAAACAACCCUGGUUCGCGUGAAGAAGGAAGACGCCGAGAUGGCCGUGAUCGCCGUGAUCGGGAUGAUGGACCACCAAACAUGGGUGGCCCUCCUAACCCCAAUUCUACACCCAUCGAAAACGAGGGCCGUAUUCGUCCUUCCUCAUCAGCGGGAGCACCACCACCUCCCCCUCCUCCCCCUCCUCCACCCCCUCUACCAACUGACGAUAAUUCACGCCGUUGGGGAUCAGGUGGAGACCGCGGUAAUCGAAACGAAAACCGUGAUCGGGAACGAGAGCGUCGAGGUGACCGAGGCCGUGACCGUGAUAAUCACCGUGAUAGUGGAAACUCUGGUCAGCGCAAGCGUGGCCGUCCUAACCCAGAGGACAACUCAGGUGGUGGCGGCGAAGGAGGUCCACGAGGUCCACGUAUGGGAAAUGACAACAAGCGUCCCCGCCGUGGGCAGUGA